Messenger RNA from Brugia pahangi, 1224 nucleotides. NCBI's taxonomy places the organism in Eukaryota, Metazoa, Nematoda, Chromadorea, Rhabditida, Onchocercidae. The record is from the annotation of a GenBank genome assembly.
AUGCAAGCUUUAUAUCAUUUAUCAGCCAAUGCAGCACCACAAGCGUUCCAGAGUCCUGGACAGCCACCUGUUAAUCUUGCGGCUAUGAAACAAUUCAUGCAAGCCGGCGUUUCGCCUGUACUUCUGCAGCAAAUCCAAGUAGCUCAACAACAACAGUUUGCCGCAGCUUCUGCAGCAGCUGCAAUGCAUCAAUCGGGUGGGUUGCUUGCAGCACCCGUAGUUGGUGCGGUUGUAUCAAAUGCAGAAAGCGAGAAACAAGAUGAGAAGUUGGCACGAGAGCAGUAUGAUCUCCAAGUCCAAAUGCAAAUGGCUGCAGUUGCAGGGAUCGGCCCACAGAUACCACCACCUUCUGCAGUCCAGUCGCAGCCAGUCGCACCAAAUGCUUUAACUACACCAGAUCCAUCUACAUCGUCAAAUUCCGUUGAUAGUGCACCCAAACGAUUGCACGUGUCAAACAUACCAUUCCGAUUUCGUGAUCCCGAUUUAAGGGCAAUGUUUGAGAAAUAUGGGCCUGUAACUGAUGUUGAAAUAAUAUUUAAUGAACGUGGUAGUAAGGGGUUUGGUUUUGUGACUAUGGAGAAAUCAGCAGAUGCGGAGAAAGCUAGACAAGAAUUGCAUGGUUCUUCUGUUGAGGGUCGCAAAAUAGAGGUGAAUUGCGCCACUGCCCGUAUACACACCAAGAAGCCGAAAGUCGCACCCGGAAUGGUGGAUGCUAGUUUGGCGGUUGCCGCAUUGCAGGGUGCAGCACUUCAACAAGCAGCUGCAGCAAAUCGUGCGUUAUACUUACGAAAUCCGUUAGCGCAAGCGUUAGCAGUUCGGAAUUUGCAAACUCUUAAUGUGCAAAGUCAACUUGCUGCACUUGGACAACCUCAGCAGUUGAGUUUCAUUACACCAGCUCUCGCAGCUCAAAUGCAAAAUCAGAGUCUGUUACUCGGUGCUGCUCAGUUGCCUCAAACAACUCAACCACUGCAACAAUCUUAUGAUCCAACAACUUUAUUAACUGAGCAGGCACGUUUGCAGCUUGUUGCUGCACAAGCAGCAAAUCCGGCUUUAAUGGCAGCAGCAGCAGCGGCAGCAGCAGCGCGUAAUGCUGUGGCAGGUACAGCUGGUACUACAUCCAUUGGUGAGCAGUAUCUCGGUCAAGCAUUAACAGCAGCUCUACCAGGCUAUCCAGCUAUGGCAACAGCUACGUAUCGUACGCUGAAUCGUUUUGCACCAUAUUAA